AUGGGCGAUUCUUCGUCAGCGGCAGAAACUGUGAUGGACCAUACUCACCCUCUGUAUAUUGGUCCGCCGGACACUCCUAGUUCAGUAAUUGUUCCAGUUAAGCUCACAGGAUCAGAGAAUUAUGGUCUAUGGAGCAGGCCAAUAGAGAUUGCACUUAUGGGGAAGAAGAAGUUAGGUUUCGUCACAGGAAAGUGUAAGAGAGACUCGUACACAUGUGACUUGCUGGAGCAAUGGGAAAUAUGUAAUGCGAUUGUUCUUUCAUGGAUAAUGAACAACGUUGCGUCAGAACUCCUUAGAGGAAUUGUCUAUGCAUCAGAUACUCACCUCGUUUGGGAAGACAUGCAUAGAGAAAUUUGA
Nicotiana attenuata is the source of this 357-nucleotide messenger RNA. RefSeq lists its product as uncharacterized. NCBI's taxonomy places the organism in Eukaryota, Viridiplantae, Streptophyta, Magnoliopsida, Solanales, Solanaceae. The coding region runs from base 1 to 357 and encodes 118 amino acids. The record is from RefSeq and is a predicted model, not a curated record. The transcript has a single exon.